CGACCUCCUCUCCUCUCCCACCAUCGACCUCCUCUCCCCAGCCAACCCCACCGACGAAUUACGCGGUCUUCCCAUCCCCGGGGGCCUCCUCCCUCGACCCCGUCGCCGGCGGCCCCUAACCUCUCCUCCUCUCCCUGGCGACUGGCGAGGGAGGAUCCAGAUCCACUCGAUAGUGGAGCCCCGCCUCUUCUCCUCUCCGGUCAACAUGGAGGUCCGCCGCGUCCAACCUCCUCGACGGCGCCCAGAACCCUAGGUGGCCCAUCUCUUACUCCCAUGGCCAUGGCCAUGGCGAGCCUGCAAGAUGUGCAGCAGCAGCCCGCCUGAUGGCCCCCUCCCCUCGCCCCCGCGUAGAUCUUCGAGUACAACGGCCCACCCUGCAGCCACUAGUCCGGGACGAGCGCAGCGCCGGUUCGGGUGUCCUGCGCCAACCAGAGCCCGCCCCAGGUGCUCGACAAAACGCCGGCUACAUCCUCGGCAUGUUCCCCUACCCGAGGUGAGGAAGGUGGAUAUGCUCGACCGAGUCACCAUCUUGCGGUGCUAUGAUUUGAUUUGUGUGCUAUUGUUGCUUGUGGUCUGCAGCCUGCAGGGGUGGUCCCUCUUGUUUUUUAGGGUGCAACAACUGAUGGUUAUUUGUCCGAAACAAAAGUUAGUGAGUAACGUUGCUUAUUUGAUAGAACAAAAAUGUCAGAAACAAAUCACAUUAAUGUUUAUGUGCUAUGUGCUAUGCUUUGCAGCUGCUGACCUCUUCCUAUGGAGGAACAAGAAGAUCUUUGUCGGGGUGCUCACGGGCGCCACCGCCAUUUGGCUACUAUUUGAGUUUUUUUCAUGCAUCUAUCUACUGGUGGUGACUAUGCUGUCUAUGAGAUCCUACACCCGAGAGGAUGUGGUGGAGCUCCAGUGUAGAGCUACUCAUUUGAUUCAUUUGAAAAGAUGAGUAAUUCUUUUUCAUUAACAAAAGCUUCUCAUCUCUUUUCUUCUAUUUUCCUCUCUUCUCUUCUCUUUGCUGCUGUUAAGUUAGGACUUUCUGAUGAUGAUUGCUGUUGUUAGAAAUCAUGAUUGCUUAGUUUAGUGUAGGACUUGCUGCUAUUGUUGUCAUAUUCAUACUGUAUUUUCCAAAGUUUGAUAGCACAUCGUCCUUAGGAUAAGUUCUUGAUCAAAGAAAUGGACUAAAUUAAAGCAUUCCCGGGAGUUGAUGCUGUUCUAAUUGACAUGCUGCUGUUCUCAAACUGUUGUUGUCAUUAACCUGAUGUUGCUGUUGUUGUAGGAGAAGAAGGAGCACACCCAGGAGAAGAAGGAGCAAGCCCAGGAGAAAAAGAGCGAGCAGGAGAAGAAGGCACUGGAUUGCUGCUGUUGGAGUGUUGAGGACCUGGGAUCUGUGACGGCCCUGCACCGGCUCCC
Molecule: messenger RNA, 1398 nt
Organism: Triticum dicoccoides
Lineage: Eukaryota; Viridiplantae; Streptophyta; Magnoliopsida; Poales; Poaceae
Exons: 5
Coding region: 302-934 (210 amino acids)
Source: RefSeq, a predicted model, not a curated record